CGCCUUCAUACACACACUUCUCACUCACGACGACCUGAAACAUUGCAUGGGUUGUUCCAUAGGCUAGAGGCUUUGGACACUCUCACGGCUUUUGUAACAUACAACAGGUUCCAGUCGCAACGUUUUCGACGGGGGACUCCGGCCGCUAGAAAAAUCCGCAUUCUACCGAAUCUUCGUUCCAUGACUCGGUUCGGCCGGUUAUAUAAAUCAUCAUGUUUUGGCGUUUUGGAGGAUAUGCGAGUAUCUCUAGCAUUGAUACCCUGCUAGACAAGCCCGAUGUCAGCCUGGAGGAGCUGCUGGAUGAGUCGGAACUGAUCCAGGAACUCAAGCAAAAUAAUACGAAGCUCAUAGAAUUCUUACGAGAGGAUAAUGUCUUGAAACGGCUUAUGGACUACGUGAUCGCCCCGUCGCUAGUGAAUGACGACGAUGAUGAAGACGAUGAUACCAAUGACAGCAAUGUCACCGAGUCGAACAAUGAUGCAUCGGCGGUGGAGGAGAAACACAAAGACCCGCUCAGGGAUAUGCUGGACCCGGAGGACCUGGAGCGGGCAGAGAAGGAUCGGUUGAAGCGGGCUUAUGUCGCCUGCGAAAUCCUGUCAUCCGAAAUCUGGUCGAUUGUGGAGUCGAUUAUGUUGAACCCCGAUCAUCUGAAGCACUUCUGGGGCUUUCUGAAGCGUCCUUCGUCCUUGGACUCGGUCCAGGCGAGUUACUUCACCAAAGUCAACGAGACGCUGUUUGACAAGAAGACGACCGAGAUGCUGGACCUGCUGAAGUCCAUGGAUGGCGUGGUUCCGGCCAUCCUCCGGCAUGUGGAUAACCCCAUGGUCAUGGAUCUGUUGUUGAAGAUUAUCAGCUUGGAGAAAGUUGAAGGUGGCCAAGGGAUUGUUGAUUGGCUGAGGUCCCAAAACCUCAUACCGACCUUGCUAUCGUUCUUGUCGCCGGAAUACCCUGCCUCCGUCCAAACUUCGGCAGGUGACUUCUUGAAAGCAAUAAUCACUAUUUCGGCAAAUGCAACGCAGAAUGACCAGUCCUGCAUCGGCCCCAAUAGUCUCACGCGGCAAUUAGUCUCCACAACCUGCAUAGAGACUUUGAUCAAAUCCAUGCUGAAGGGUGGAAAUCCACUGACGGUCGGUGUGGGUAUCAUUAUUGAGGUUAUUCGAAAGAAUAAUUCAGACUAUGAUCCGGAGAACAUCAAUGGGCCGGAAUCACCACCCACCACAUAUGAUCCAAUCUACCUUGGCAACCUCCUCCGACUUUUUGCCAAGCACAUACCCGACUUCAUGGCCUUGAUCAAGAGCUCCAAGCAUACGGUCAACGACGGCGGAAAAGUGAAGACAGUUGAAAGGGGAAAGCUGAACUCGGCAUGGGGCGCUAAAAUCGAGCCUCUGGGCUUCGAUAGAUUUAAGACCUGUGAGCUGAUGGCGGAACUGCUACACUGCAGUAACAUGGGUCUGUUGAAUGAGCCAGGAAGUGACGAGUACGUUCGACAGCGCGAUGCUGAGCGCGAAAGGCUCAUGCGUGAAGGUGCCUUCAACGCGCACAGAGAGGAGACGUCCGCCUUUGAUGGCAAUGACUCUACUGUGGACUUCGUGAACGGAUCUGUUAUUGGUUACGGCUCACCAGAAGGUUCGAGGGUUCUUGAAGUUGCCAACACCGGCGAGGAGAGCUUUGAGGAUGUCAGCGCAUCCGGCGUCCUCGUUGACAAAGAGAAGGAUGCGGGGGUCAGGGAAGCGAACCAUCCCAGCCCUAAGUCCGAGCCUGAAGCUGUUUCACACGGCUCUUCUGAAUCUGCUGAUGUCACAGACCCGACUGCGAUUGAGGCACCUGAAAGCAAGACAGAAGGUUCUACCAGGGCGCCUCCCACUGGGACUGAUACUACGUCUGGCUUAGCAGAUCAAAUUCAGGAAGUUAGCCUCGACGGUGGGCAGCCCGCCAAGCCGGAUGAAUCGUCUGCUGAGACUACUACCGAGCCAGCCAGUCAGACGCAGCCCACUCCUGAAGCGGUACCUGCCCCCGAUCAAGAUAAUCAGCCACCCAGCUCUUCCUCGCCUGAUACUGCUGGCCAGGUCGGCGAUACUUCUUCUUCACAGCAACCACUGCACCCUGACAUUCAGGUUGAUUCUAAUGGGCAGCCUGUGGUUGGCGAUUAUCUUAAGAUUAUGUUCGUAGAAAACCAGGUUGUUCCCACCAUCUUGGAUUUCUUUUUCCGGUUUCCGUGGAACAACUUCCUUCAUAACGUCGUCUACGACGUCGUACAGCAAGUUUUCAAUGGCCCAAUGGAACGUGGUUACAACCGGAUGCUGGCUGUUGAUGUGUUCGAGACAGGACGGAUAACGCAGAGCAUUGUCGACGGACAGAAGAGAAGUGACGAAACCCAGCGCACAAGACGGAUCCGCCUGGGCUACAUGGGUCAUCUCACAUUGAUCGCUGAGGAGGUCGUCAAGUUCAGCGAACGCCACCCACCGGAGCUGCUUUCACCGACUGUGAUGGAGAGUGUCCUCAACCCUGAGUGGAUUGAGUAUGUCGAGCAAACGCUCUCCGAGACAAGGGAACGUGACAAUGCAAUUCUCGGUGGCGUACGGCCGGACAUGUCCAUUGGACAUCGCCAAGGCAUGAUCAAUUCAGGCCAGAGCGCCAAUGCUUCAUCGGCGCUUGCAGAUGCAGGGCUUAAUGGCUCUUCGGGAAAUUCUGGCUUUCAAGGUUUUGACAUGAUGAACCAAGGAAGCGUAUCCGGCGGGGCAUUCGGACUUGCUGGGAAUUCUCUCCUGAGCGGGUUCGCCAGCUCGAGUGAUGAUGAAGACGAGGAAAUGGAAGAUCAGGACGAUAGAAACCUGGCCGAUCAAUCCGCCGAAGCCGGAUCAGACAAUGUGGGUGAUCACGAUUUCACAGAUAUCGAUAUGCGCGAUGCUUGAACCUCCCUCAACAUAUUGCCGAGGCGAUUCGUAUCGACUCAGGCUGCCCCAUCUAUAUCCGUCCUCGCGAACCUUUUCUUUCGAAUCCCUUGACUAUUUCGCUCCCAACUCGGGCCGCUGGAAGUUUAGACACAUGAUGGAUGACGGGAGUGGUACGGG
Aspergillus japonicus CBS 114.51 is the source of this 3071-nucleotide messenger RNA. RefSeq names its product SAPS-domain-containing protein. The coding region runs from base 213 to 2912 and encodes 899 amino acids. Gene Ontology annotation, cellular component: cytosol; nucleus. Gene Ontology annotation, molecular function: protein phosphatase binding; protein phosphatase regulator activity. The record is from RefSeq and is a predicted model, not a curated record. Lineage: Eukaryota; Fungi; Ascomycota; Eurotiomycetes; Eurotiales; Aspergillaceae. The transcript is spliced from 3 exons.